AUGAGCAGCCCCCGUGAAGAUCCGGCUCCUGGCCCCAGCGGAGAGCAUCUUGUGGCUGAUACCUUUGGCCCGGACGAGGACUCGGCUGUCGGCGUGCAAGAGAGGGAUCGUCUCGACAUUUCUCACCAUCUGAUGCUCUUGACGCUCGAUAGCAAGCUCGCGCUUUGUCCCAAGAACGAGACUGCGAAAAGGGUCCUAGAUCUGGGCACCGGAACCGGAAUUUGGGCCAUUGACUAUGCAUCUCAGCUGACUUCCUUUGAAGCGGACGCGCAUCCAGAAGCACAGGUGAUUGGUGUGGACCUGAGUCCCAUCCAGCCGAACUUUGUGCCGCCUAAUUGCCAGUUUGAAGUCGACGAUGUCGAAAAGGAAUGGACGUGGAGCAAUAAAUUCGACUUUAUCUAUGCCCGCAACACCGGCGGCUCGUUUGCCGACCACCAAGGCAUGAUACAGAAAUGCUUCGACAACCUCGAGCCCGGAGGCUACCUCGAGAUGUGGGACACGGGCCUGCCCGUUACCUCGGACGACGGCACCCUGACCGAGGAGCACAACCUCGUCAAGAUGUGCUACAUGACCGUCGAGGCCGCGCGCAACCUCGGCCGGCCCAUCGACCACACCAAGAAGUACAAGUCCAUGUUCGAGCAGGCCGGCUUCGAGGACGUGCACCUCCAGGUCUUCAAGUGGCCCAGCAACCAGUGGCCCAAGGACAAGAAGCACAAGACCCUCGGCCUCUGGAACCUGGCCAACAUGGACCGCGGGCUCGAGGGCCUGACCCUCUUCCUCUUCACCCGCGGCCUGGGCAUGUCGCAGGACGAGUGCUUUGCGUACGCGGCCGGGGCGAGGAAGGAGUUGAAGAACCCCAGGAUCCACGCUUAUUGGCCCAUGCACUGCUGUUAUGGCCGGAAGCCUAGCCUUGACAAGGUGUGA
Messenger RNA from Thyridium curvatum, 924 nucleotides. RefSeq lists its product as uncharacterized. NCBI's taxonomy places the organism in Eukaryota, Fungi, Ascomycota, Sordariomycetes, Thyridiales, Thyridiaceae. The record is from RefSeq and is a predicted model, not a curated record. Bases 1 to 924 code for a protein of 307 amino acids. The transcript is spliced from 9 exons. Gene Ontology annotation, molecular function: methyltransferase activity.